CCCGGCUCUCUCCCACCCCACUGUAUCUCUGUCCCUUUGCUUUCGGCACGGAGAAGAGAAAAAGAUCUGUCCGUUCAGUUCGUUUUUACUUCCAUCUGACUCCAUCCUCACUUACUUCCUUCCUUCUUCAACCCGGCUCCGGUUCCUAAAUGGACGGCCGGCGGCGGAACGAGAGCCCCGUCUAUGGUCGCCAGUGGAGCAGCGAGUCAGGGGUCGGCACCGGUGGCGUAACCUCUCCUACAAUGUCUCCGUCCCGCUACCACCACUCCCGCACCUCCUCCGCCACCGCGAUCUCCAGCGUCAAGAGGACCCAGAACUUCGCUGCCAAGGCUGCCGCUCAGCGGCUCGCUCAGGUCAUGGCCUCCCAGACUGCCGACGACGACGAGGAGGACGGGGACGAUCUCGGCUUCAGGUACAGCGCGCCCCCGCCCAUGGCCCUCUCCAUGCACGCCAAUGCUGGUGGCGUCAGUAAGCCUGCUGCCAGCUCUGCCAGGAUCGGCAGAUCUCCUUCCCCUGCGCUGGGAAGAAACUUCACAGAGGAGACUACUGCAACUCGAUCACCAUCGGCUGGAAGGUCUGCGAUGUCCCUUCGACCUUCACCGAUGGCAGCGCCUGACAAAGUUCCACUCAGAACCGCUGUAUCUUUGCCCCCUUUCAAGCCUCCAUCCUCCAAUCAUCGGAAAGAUACGAGGUUCCCAUCUGACUCAAGGCAACUGAACUCCAAACCUACAGGGGACGAUCACGAUGCCUCUGCACUGCGGGAUGAACUUGAUAUGCUACAAGAUGAGAAGGAAGAAAAUCAAGAGAAGCUCAGUCUUGCAGAAGCUAGGUGUAAGGAAGUAGAAGACAGAAUCAAGGAGCUGGAGAAACAGGUUGCUGCUCUUGGAGAAGGUGUCUCUUUGGAAGCAAAGCUUUUAAGCAGGAAGGAAGCUGCCUUGCGACAAAGGGAGGCUGCACUCAAGGAUGCUAAACAAACAAGUAAUGGAGUAGAUAAGGAGAUCACAGCUCUUCGAUCUGAAGUUGAGAACACCAGGGAUGAGGCUGCAGCUGCUGCUCGACAACUCCAUGGAGCUGAAUCUGAAGUAAAAGCUCUUCGUUCGAUGACACAGAGAAUGAUUUUGACUCAAAAAGAAAUGGAAGAAGUUGUUCUCAAGAGAUGCUGGCUUGCUCGUUACUGGGGUUUAGCUGCAAAAUAUGGUAUAUGUGCUGAUAUAGCUGCGUCAAAGCAUGAACACUGGUCUUCCUUAGCCCCUCUUCCAUUUGAGGUGGUUCUUUCUGCUGGACAAAAGGCUAAAGAGGAAGGCUGGGAAAAAGGUGAGGAGGAUCCUGAGAGGAGCAAGUCUAUUCACGACCUGAGUGAUCUAACUGGAGAAGGCAAUAUAGAGAGCAUGCUCUCGGUUGAAAUGGGAUUGAAAGAACUUGCAUCCUUGAAGGUUGAGGAGGCUAUUGUGCUUGCAUUAGCUCAGCAGCGACGUCCAAAUUCUGCAAGAUACUCCAACUCAGAUCUCAAGUCUCCUGGUGAUCCAAAGUUCAUGGAGGCAUUUGAAUUGAGCCCCGAGGAAUCCGAGGAUGUCUUGUUCAAGGAGGCGUGGCUUACGUACUUCUGGAGAAGAGCCAAAGCACAUGGUAUAGAGGAGGAUAUUGCCAAAGAACGUCUCCAGUUUUGGAUCAACCGCAGUGGGCAUUCGCCAACUUCACACGAUGCCGUCGAUGUUGAGCAAGGCUUGAUGGAGCUGAGAAAGCUGGGAAUCGAGCACCGACUAUGGGAAGCUUCCCGCAAAGAGAUUGAUCGACCUUAACACUUCUGCAUCAGGUUUCCUCCAAAUUAAUCGUACUCCAGGGGUCCCUUAUACCACUUUAGCUCUGUAAUAUGUUCGAGUCCUCUUUAGAAUCAUUAGUUCUUUUCCCAUUUUGUUUGGCCUCUCUACCUGAGUGUCUUCCUCAUUUUCCAGAGAUGGGCUCUGAGAGGAUGAAAAUCAACUGUUGUUUAUAUCAUCUCCUAUAAUUUUUAAUGAAAUAUAUUAGAUCUUAUCCUGGAA
This is a messenger RNA of Punica granatum (pomegranate), 2039 nucleotides long. The record is from RefSeq and is a predicted model, not a curated record. Lineage: Eukaryota; Viridiplantae; Streptophyta; Magnoliopsida; Myrtales; Lythraceae.